Vollenhovia emeryi is the source of this 2929-nucleotide messenger RNA. RefSeq names its product homeotic protein proboscipedia. The transcript has 3 exons. The coding region runs from base 1 to 2568 and encodes 855 amino acids. The record is from RefSeq and is a predicted model, not a curated record. NCBI's taxonomy places the organism in Eukaryota, Metazoa, Arthropoda, Insecta, Hymenoptera, Formicidae. Gene Ontology annotation, molecular function: DNA binding; DNA-binding transcription factor activity, RNA polymerase II-specific. Gene Ontology annotation, biological process: regulation of DNA-templated transcription.
AUGCGUAGCAAGCAACAAACAUUGGUACACCCCGAGGAGAGUCCGCGCCAGCUGUCCAGCUCCGGCAAUCUGCAGCUCGGCAAUCAUCAUCUUCAGAAUUUGGUCCACGCGAGUAAAGAGCUAUCGACCGUGAAGACGACGAGGCCGACGACACCCGUCCUGGCGAACGACGGAGGGGGCAGCUUCUGGCUGGCCACGGUGGCCGCGGGGGCAAGUACCCCAGCCGGGCUGCCCCCGCACGGAACUCAUCAUCCAGCCAUGGAUCCGACAUGCGGAUCCGCCGAAACCGGCUUCAUCAACAGUCAACCCUCCAUGGCCGAAUUCAUGACGGCGUUGCCGCAAUUGGCUGGGGACAGCAGCCUGCAACACUCGCCGGGCACCGGCGGUUCCAUCAGCCCCGGCGCUCACCAUCCCGCGUAUCAUACCAUGAUGGAUCCCCACGGUGUCGCCGACCCCUCGGGUGUCAACGUUCCUGAGUAUCCCUGGAUGAAGGAAAAGAAGACUACGAGGAAAAGUAAUCAGCAAGAGAACGGUCUGCCAAGAAGGUUACGAACGGCUUAUACGAAUACGCAACUUCUCGAGCUGGAGAAAGAAUUUCAUUUCAACAAGUACCUUUGUCGACCGCGAAGGAUAGAGAUCGCAGCUUCAUUGGAUCUCACAGAGAGACAGGUAAAAGUUUGGUUUCAAAAUCGACGAAUGAAGCACAAGCGGCAAACUCUUAGCAAGGAAGACGGCGACGAGAAGGAUGGUUCCACGUCGGACGGCAUGGAGAAGCCUAAGAGCGACAAAAUGUUAUCAGCUGAUAACGACGAGAAGAAGAGCUGUCAUAACUGUGAUAUUUCGGGCGUGGGAGACGUCGGGAGCACCCUCACCGGCGACGUUACCGACUUAGGUUCUUCCGGUCGGAGAAACAGUAACAACAACAAUACACCUGGCGCGACCAACAACAACAAUAACAACAACAACAGUAAUCCUGGUUUUAACACGAACAGCAACGGUGCCAGCAGCGUUGGCAGUACCAACAGUGUGUCCAGCUCGUUCGAGAAGAUGAUAGUGGAUGACGAUUCGAGGUCGCAAGAUGGAAGCGAGGUGACGUCGCCGAGCGUGACGAAAAAAUUGUCGGGCGAGGUGAGAGUGAAGGUUGAGAGCGGCCACAAAAGUCCGAGCACAGGGAAGCAACAGCAGAUCUCGGUGAGCAAGAAGUCGCCAUCGGCCAGCACGAAGGACAUGUGUUCGGUGAACAGCAAUGGUGUGCUGUUAGCCAUGCCGGACUCGACGGUCAGCACGCCGGUUCUGCCGGGUCAAAAUUCCACGAGAAGUUUGACGCCAUCCUCGACACCCGGUACCCCCGUUUCCGUCCAGCUUCAGCAAGGCAGCCCCCUUGGUAUCCAGCAAUCGGCUCACACGGCCUACAUGCAGAGGCCGCGAAGCUCGCCGUCCUCCACGACCUCGUUACCGGGCCCGAUGUUGCACGCCUCUGCGAAUCCGGGAACGAUGUCGCCGCACGGUGGCCGAAACAUCUCCAAUAGUCAGCAGGCGCACUUCCAACAGCAGAGCGUGUAUCAGUCCGCGCCGGCGAUUGAUUAUCGAAACGGCGUGCCUGCAAACAGGCAGAGUAUACCUACGGCAUCGCAACAGACCCAAUCACAGAGCAGUUACUGCACCAGAGAUACGUAUCAGCAACCAAGAAUCUCUUAUCCGAGCGAAGUGAAUUCUCUGUACGUUAGACAGAAUCAGACGGUGGGCUCGAGGAUGCCGCAUCACGUGAGAACGACGGGCACGGCGUCGAGGUCGAUGUACGGUGCCAACAUGCAGUUCCAUCAGCAACAGUUGCAGUACAACGGAGAGUACAACGGGUAUCCUCAGGCCGGGCCACCUUAUCACGCUUAUCACAGAGGCAUGCAAGGUGCCAACGCGUACAAUUCCGGCCAGGGGUACUCGGCGACGCAGAACGAGCAGAGCACCGACGGCUACAUGACGUCUGGAAAUUACGGCUACUCGACGCCCAGUAAUUAUCACGGGGUGGCCGGUGAGAAUCUGGCGACACACGGCCACGCCGCUGUGUCCGCGCAGACCGGGCAGCAUUAUUUCAACGACAUCCAGCAGCAGCAGCAACACCCGCAGCAACACACCGCCGAGGGCUACGUCACUCAUCAGCCGCCGAUGCAUCCAAGUUCCGGCGACUACCGGCCGGGGAACAAGUGUCACCCGGGAGCGUAUUACGAGCAGACUGCUGGUCAGCUGCACGUUCAUCAGGGCGGCGAGGCCUCCAGCAUCCCGAACAGCUACGUAUCGUCGCCCGAUCCGUUUCCGGCGCCCGGCAUGACGACAACCGCGACGGCAAUCGCAGCCGCCACCGCAGCGGUUAUCACGCCACCCGGAAGCGCCGGCCAGGCUGACGGUAACAACGAGUCCUAUGGCAAUUAUGGCAAUUUUUACGGCGAGCCGGUGCACACCGCCGCGGCGGCGCCGCCGCCAUCCGCCGACAACAGUAACAGCUCGUCCGACUUCAACUUUCUCAGCAACCUGGCGAACGACUUCGCGCCCGAGUAUUACCAGCUCAGCUGAGUCCACGAGACUGAGAAUCCUUGCCAGAUGGACUGGGGCGAUGAGCAAUGCCUACUCAACGCUUUGUACUGAAGCUGACACCGUGCCGCGUAACAAUCUAUACGUGAUUUGUACAUAUACUUUUACCAUUCGUAAUUUAAUUCUGCGUGUAAAUGGAAAUUGUGUAAAAUAAAAUGGACUCGGUUUAGGAAUGUUAUUAUCGGUGCAUGUGUCUAUAUAAGUAUGCACCAUCCAGACUAGGUUGUCGAGUGUCCCCUAGUUCCAAGUGACACCUUCCGCGAGUCGUGUCCAAAUUAUUUUCAAGACCGGCUGCAUUAAUCAAGGCACGAGGACUAGAGAGUGGUUCUACACGGCGAACCUG